Molecule: messenger RNA, 1438 nt
Organism: Lampris incognitus (smalleye Pacific opah)
Lineage: Eukaryota; Metazoa; Chordata; Actinopteri; Lampriformes; Lampridae
Gene: cibar1
Product: CBY1 interacting BAR domain containing 1
Exons: 9
Coding region: 4-966 (320 amino acids)
Biological process (GO): cilium assembly
Cellular component (GO): ciliary transition zone; ciliary basal body
Source: RefSeq, a predicted model, not a curated record
GCGAUGAUGAGCCGUACCCCCGAUGCCAGAGCCAGGGACAGCCAGACGAAGCAGAUCCAGGAGAACAUCACAAAUGUAGAAAAGCACUUUGGAGAGAUGUGCCAACUCUUUGCUGCCUAUGUACGCAAAACAGCCAGGCUACGAGAUAAGGCAGACCUGCUGGUCAGGCAAAUGAGCCUGUAUGCCGACACUGAAACGCCAAACCUCAAGAGGGGCUUGAAACAGUUUGCUGACCAACUGGCCAAGAUUCAAGACUACCGUCAAGCUGAGGUGGAGAGACUUGAAGCUAAAGUUGUUGAGCCAUUAAAAAGUUAUGGGGCUGUUGUGAAGCGUAAAAGGGAAGACCUGAAGACCACCCAGAGUGCCAGAGACAGGGAGGCUAAACAGAUGGCUCAGCUUGAGAGGACCAGGCAGAGAAACCCCUCAGACAGACAGAUCAUCUCACAGAUAUGCUGCAUUUGGUUCAAGUGUGCUAUGCUGCAUAUUGUUGUGUUUUCCCGCCAGGCUGAAAGUGAGCUCCAGAGAGCCACCAUGGACGCCACACGAACCACCAGACAGCUGGAGGAGACCAUAGAUGAGUUUGAGAAGCAGAAGAUCCGAGACAUCAAGAAGAUCUUUGGUGAAUUUGUAACGGUGGAGAUGUCAUUCCAUGCCAAGGCUUUGGAGGUGUACACCUUAGCCUACCAGAGCAUUCAAAGUGUGGAUGAGGAGGAGGACCUCGAGGUGUUCAGGAGCCUGCUGCACCCCCCUGAGUACCACUCACGCUUAGAAAUAGUUCGAGCAAAUUCCAAAACUUCCCUCGAUCGGACAGGGUCCUCCCUGGGUAAAUCAGGCUCCUUACAGCAACAAAGAACUUCCAGUCGACCAAGAACUAGAGAGCAGGAGGAGGAGGAGGAAGAUGAUGAAGAUGAAUCUGAAGAGGAGGAAGAUGAGGAUGAAGAUGAAUUUACAGAUGAUGAAAAUUAAGUAAAUCCUCAUCUUAAUUUGUGUGCUUUUGUCUGGAGAAGAAAAAACAACAAUCGUGAUAUAACUUGUCAACAAGUGCUUGUGUCACAGCUAAAGUAACCUUGCACUAAGUGAUGUGACCAGUAUUAAAGCUAAGAUUUACCUUAGCAGAUGUGUGAUGCGUUGUGAGGCAUCAUGCGGGGUUAUACUAAUUGCCUUUGAAAUGUUAUACAUGUAUUGUCUGCCAUAUUUUUGUAUCCUAAUCUCUGUCAAAAGUACAUUAUUUUUGGUAGUCUUUCGAUGUACCCAUGUAAUAUAUUGCACAGCUAACACCUGUAUUUAUCAAAAAAGGCGUUGCUUGUCAUUUAUAACAAAUAUGUCCGGCCUCAUCAUGUGCUGUUCCAUAAUUAAAGGCACAUCAAACCCCGGUGCCUUUGCAUAAGAUGUCAGCCAAGAAAAUGAUCAUUGUUAUUAAAUAAAUUGGUCUGUGUGA